Molecule: messenger RNA, 867 nt
Organism: Danaus plexippus (monarch butterfly)
Lineage: Eukaryota; Metazoa; Arthropoda; Insecta; Lepidoptera; Nymphalidae
Exons: 3
Coding region: 73-867 (264 amino acids)
Source: RefSeq, a predicted model, not a curated record
GGUACUAUUUCCAUUGUGGCCUCUAGUAACAUUAUAUUUUAUAUUAGAUUUAGAGACCUUCAUUUCGGUAAGAUGUGGCUAAGUUACAUAAUUCUAUACAUUACUUACGGUUUGCUAUCGGUCCUAAGUAAUGGUGAAAAUAUUUAUAAAUAUUAUGACAGUUUGAAUAAAAUUGGAACUAUUCUAUUAGUAGAUCUCAAAAUAGAAAAGUAUGUGUCUAUUAUUUAUUUUUAUUUAUUUAUUGGAGUUAUAAUUGGGCACUCCACUAGACUUUCCAUGUUAAUCGCACAUUAUGGCCAUUCAAAUAUGACAGAACAUCUUCUUUCCUCAUUUUUAUUAAUGAGUGUAAGUUUGACGUUUUUCAAUCGAGCUAUUAUGUUUGAAUUGUUAUGGAAUCGUAUGCGAACAUUGAGACAGACAAUGGAGAAUCAUGUGGACUUCACCUUUAAUGAAGACGAAAGGAAACAUAAGCUUGUAAUUUCCAAAGUCCAAGAAUAUCUAUUGAUAUAUAAUAAAUUGUUAAGAAAUACCCGACAUAUAGGAGGAUCAUCAAAAUUUAUAAUCAAAGUCAUUUUUUACAUUGAAGCUGUAUUCAUACUUCUCCUACCUUUAGUGCCGUCGUUCUUCGCAGAAUUAAUAAGAUUUGAAAUAUCAAAAAUAAAAACACAUUUGAAGAAGCAGCUACUCGUGUGUUCUGGUGAAUUUUCACGUAAUAAAAUUUUAGAUGCUCUGACGUUCCUCAGAUUAAAUCCAUUUGUGUUUUCCGUCUGGCGUCUCUUCAACGUUGACAUCACACUGCCGCUUACUUUAGUUAGUGUGUGCACCACUUAUAUUAUCGUACUUAUACAAUUAAAACAAUUAUAUUAA